AUGGAGUUUGACUCGUACCAACACUACUUCUACGACCACGACGCCCAAGAGGAUUUCCACCGCUCCACGGCGCCCAGCGAGGACAUCUGGAAGAAGUUCGAGCUGGUCCCCACGCCCCCCCUCUCACCCCUGGGUACCCCCGGGGAGAAAGCCUGCUGCUCCGGGGCGGAGGAUCGGUCCGGCUGGCUCUCCCGCUACUGCCUGGCCGGGGAAGAGCCGGAGUAUCUCAUAGGGACGGGGGAGAUCUUCGGGAACCUGAGCGCUUUCAUCCUCAAGGAUUGCAUGUGGAGCGGGUUUUCAGCCCGGGAGAGACUGGAGAAGGCGAUGACAGAGAAACUUUCCACGGGCACGCAGAGGGCCACCCCCCACAAACCCUCCUUCGCGCAGGAUUUCGGGUUCAGCAGCUCGGUGAGCGAGUGCGUGGAUCCCGCUGCCGUCUUCCUUUGCCCGCUGGCCGAGAGCAAGAUCCCCGCAUCCUCGGGAUCCGAGGGCCAAAGCGAUUCUGAAGGCGAGGAGAUUGACGUGGUGACGGUGGAGAAGAGACAAUCGCUCAGCCUGAGGAAGCCGGUCACCAUCACGCUGCGCGCCGACCCCUUGGACCCCUGUAUGAAACGCUUCCACAUCUCCGUCCACCAGCAGCAGCACAACUAUGCUGCCCGCUCGCCGCCGGACGCCUGUCCCCCUCCAGAGCCACCCCAGCAGGAUGAGGACGAGCCACUGAGCGCUGCGGAGCCAGCCCCUGCUGUCAUGCUGCCUGAGCCCGGCUUGCCAAAAGCCGGCAGCAGCCCCGGCUCCGACAGCGAGGAUGUGGCCAAGAGGAAAAACCACAAUUACCUGGAGCGCAAGCGGCGCAAUGACCUGCGCUCGCGCUUCCUGGCCCUGCGGGACCAGGUGCCCGGGCUCGCCAGCUGCCCCAAGACGCCCAAAGUGGUGAUUCUGAGCAAAUCCUCCGAGUACCUGCAGUCGCUCAUCAGUGCGGAGAGGAGGAUGGCGGCUGAGAAGCGGCAGCUACGACUGCGGCAGACCCAGCUGCUCAAACGGAUUGCUCACCUCAAGGGGCACUAG
This is a messenger RNA of Aptenodytes forsteri (emperor penguin), 1065 nucleotides long. RefSeq names its product v-myc avian myelocytomatosis viral oncogene lung carcinoma derived homolog (gene MYCL). NCBI's taxonomy places the organism in Eukaryota, Metazoa, Chordata, Aves, Sphenisciformes, Spheniscidae. Gene Ontology annotation, molecular function: DNA-binding transcription factor activity, RNA polymerase II-specific; RNA polymerase II cis-regulatory region sequence-specific DNA binding; protein dimerization activity. Gene Ontology annotation, biological process: regulation of transcription by RNA polymerase II. The coding region runs from base 1 to 1065 and encodes 354 amino acids. The record is from RefSeq and is a predicted model, not a curated record. The transcript has 2 exons.